AUUUUGUUUGUAUCAUUCGUAACAUUCACUUGAAAUUGUCACAUGUUUGUAAUCAUUUUUAAAAUAUUUAUAAAUAGAACUAAUAUUUCUUUGAGAUAUUAAUAAGUGCACAUAACAUUGAAUUAAUUACCGCAAGAGAUCAGUCGCGAAACAAGUGUAAUCAAAGAGAAUGGCUGAUCAAAUUGCAGAAAACAAGCCGAAGAUUUCCGAUCAGGAACAUGAGUUGGAAAUAGUGGCUUUCAAUGAAUUCCAAAAGGCCGACUACGCUUCCUGCCUGCAUACGUUACUUAAGUUGCAGAAAACGCAAGAUGCCAAUCCCAAGGUCAUCCACAAUCGAGCUGUCGCGGAGUUCUAUUUGAGUGAACUGCGGAAGUAUGAUCAGUUCCGGAAGACUGUGGUGCAGAUCACAGAACUGGUGGGCGAGAUCCAGACGGUGGAGAUAAAGCAACCGGAAUUAGCUGCGGCGUAUGUGAACCAGGCGAUGGUGCUGUACCACUUCCGGCAACCGUUGGCCGCGCUUAAGAUCAUGAUGGCAGUUAUGGGACAUUUUGAGCAUCUCGACGAUUAUCUGCUGCGGAAGGCCGGGAUUUUUACGGUGCAUUUGCUGCUGGAUACUAAUCAGCCGAAGAAGGCGAAUGAGUUGCUGGGGAUGCUGCAGACGAGGCUCAGUAUCCGGGUUCAGGAGAUUUUGAGCUCGGACGAUGAGGAGGAGAAGGUGGUGGACAAUGAGAGCCGGAAGGAUAUUUCUGAGAUUCAGUUCGAAGAGUUUAGGAAAGAGUUUCGGUUGAUAUUGAUAAGAUCGAAUUUGCUGAAUGGAAAGAAGAAUUUUACUAUCCCCUGUGAAGAGACGUCGGAGUAUUCGAUUUUGAAAGGUCAUCAGUACUAUCUGGGGAAUGACUAUCAGAUGGCUGCAAAGGAGCUGUCUAAGCGGUUUGUUAAUGAACCAAACAAAGUGCUGACGCAUGGUGAAGACCAAAAUGCAUGUUUGGCCAACAACAUGGGGCUGAUUCACUUUGCGGUAAAGCAUUAUGCGCUAGCAGCAAGAUUUUUUCAACAAGCAUUGCUCUUUGAUCAGGCCGCUACGGGAAAUACUUCGACGGAAAAAGUCGAUGGAUCUCCAUUGUACUGCGUAGGGGCUACGAAACAACCGGAGAUUUUGUACAAUCACGGAAUUACUCUGCUUCAUUUACAGAAACCGAAGGAAGCUUUUGAAUGCCUUUUAGUGGUUUUGAACUCGUACCAUAAUAACCCAAGACUUUGGUUGCGAUUGGCAGAAUGUUGCAUCAUGGUUCAUCAGCAAACGCAGAAGGAGCAGACAAAGAACGUUGCGACAGUUUUGCACCAUAGGAAACAUUUACAAAAGCGUCCAUUCAACAGUGAAGAACAAUCGGCGGCUAUUCCCAGCACAUCGCUGGAGUUUGCUUCCCUUUGCCUUCGAAAUGCUGUUACAAUGAUUGAUUAUCAUACGAAAGAGAUGACGAGACAGUUGGAAGCUGCUUCCAAACCCGCAUCAUGGGAUAAAGUCUACGAAGGUGUUCCAUGCAGUCCAUCACAGUCGAUGAAACCGGCAAGUCUGGAGAAACUUCGAAUCGCUUCCCUUAGCGCCUACAGUUACGUGCAAUUGUGCCUCGGCGAGUACACGUUAGCUCUGAAAUAUGCCCAGGAAACUCUAACGAUUGAGGACUUGCCAGAGACUCACCAAACGCUGGCAUCGAUGUACUGCGCCGAAGCAUUAAUCAUGAUGGACCGCAUUCCGGAAGCGUUGGUUUACUUGGAUCCUAAGCGAAUGCAGGACUUCCGAGGAGAAGAUUUCACUACCCGCGGGUCGCCCAAUUGGAGCAUGAACACACUGGAAGCGGCUCAGUCCGUAAUGCACUACAAUUUGGCCGUGGCACUGUUCACCAUGGGUGAUUACGAGAAGGGCAAAAUUUGCAUGAGCGCCUGUACCCAUCCGGUAGUACUGCCCAACCUGAAGAUGCUCAAAAUGUACUACGAGCUGGUGUUUGGGAAUGUGGAGAAGGUGAAGAUGAUGGCACGAUACGAUGCUGCCAAUUUGCUGUGAAGUGAAACAAUCGUGAAGUUGUAAAUAAAGUUGAAAUUCGUACUAUACAAAA
Molecule: messenger RNA, 2114 nt
Organism: Armigeres subalbatus
Lineage: Eukaryota; Metazoa; Arthropoda; Insecta; Diptera; Culicidae
Gene: Not10
Product: CCR4-NOT transcription complex subunit 10
Exons: 2
Coding region: 170-2062 (630 amino acids)
Biological process (GO): negative regulation of translation; mRNA catabolic process
Cellular component (GO): CCR4-NOT complex
Molecular function (GO): protein binding
Source: RefSeq, a predicted model, not a curated record